ACGAGAGCGUCGCGACGCCAAUUCAUUCAGUAAACGCGCCUCUCAGCGUCAAACCAGCAGCAAAGUGCGAGCGUGUUUGGUUGUGAAUAGACAGUUUUGAGACUGAAAAUUCUCGAGUGCGCCGUUCCUUGGGGCUACGUCUCCGACUUAAUCCAGAAAAUGAAAACUGAAGACAAAAACAUACCAAAGGUCCGUUUGGCCGUCAUUGGCAAAGCCAACGUCGGAAAAUCAGCACUAACCGUUCGAUAUCUCACUAGAAGGUUCAUUGGGGAGUACCGGAGCAACACAGAUCUGCUCUAUCGGCAAACGCUCACCGUGAAUAACUCGGCCUUGGAAGUCGAGAUUGUGGACGUCUGCAGUUGCGAUCUGUCUCUAUUCCCUGAAGAAGCCAUUUAUUGGGCGGAUGCCUGUGUUGUGGUUUACGAUAUAACCAACAGGACGUCGAUGACACAUGCCGCCGAGCUGCUCCAGAGGGUGCUCCAGUUGCGGAGUCAGAUGCCUAUUGUCCUGCUGGGGAACAAAGCCGAUCUGGAACACCUUCGACAGGUGGACGAGGUGGAAGGGCGCACCCUGGCCAUCCAGCACAACUCCCAGUUCCACGAGGUCUCGGUGGCCGAGAACAGUCCGGCCAUCUACACCGCCAUCGACUCCGUGCUGAACGAGUGCCGUUCGGUGCAAAACACGCAGAAAACGCGCAAAUUUUCCGUCUCGAAGAUGAUCGGGACGCUGAUCGGGAACGCAAACGGGAAGGUCGUGCCCAACACGAACCAAGGGGGCACUGUGGUGGUGUGCCACAAGUCCGACUUGUACAAGUCGCGCGUGCUGAGACGGCGGCAGAAUUUUACAGCGACGGCAUCGCUCUGACUGUCGGACAAGGAGGAGCAGGUCGGGACUGCUCGCUGAAGUGAAUUUCGUUCCAUAUUUCUCAGUUUUAUGAGAGGGACGCGUGCUGUGCAGGACUGGUCCUUGGAGUAAAUACGAGUAAUAAGGGAGCCAAGUUGCGGGUUUGGGAGGAAGAAUGUGCAAUAAUUCAUCUUGGCAGGAAGGCUUCCGACAGGGUCAAUGUUUGUACAUAUCAGGACGUCUCAACAGCCGGACUGGGAGCGCGAUUAUUUUAAUAACUAGGCGUAAUUUUUAUACCCUUUCUAUAUUCAUGUUGCCAAUCUUAACAGAAUAAUAUUUAGAUUUGCGAAAAAAUACCCAACUGUCGGCCUUGUGAUUGCGGGAGUUGGGUGUUCGCUCGCUUGUUUCAAAACCCCUGAUGUCUAGGUUAUAGGUGACCAAAUAUUUAAUAAGAUGGUGUGUGCUAUGACGGCUGUGAUACUAAAUGUUUUUUGUAAUUUAUCUAGAUAUAUUUAAAGAUUCAUGUGAAUUGCAUAGAUAUAUUUAUGCUAAAUAAAUUUGUACAAAUUUA
Tribolium castaneum (red flour beetle) is the source of this 1414-nucleotide messenger RNA. Its product is annotated as ras-related and estrogen-regulated growth inhibitor-like protein. The record is from RefSeq and is a predicted model, not a curated record. Gene Ontology annotation, molecular function: GTP binding; GTPase activity. NCBI's taxonomy places the organism in Eukaryota, Metazoa, Arthropoda, Insecta, Coleoptera, Tenebrionidae. The transcript has 5 exons. The coding region runs from base 160 to 864 and encodes 234 amino acids.